ACUCCUCUGGAGCAGACAUAUCCGACUAUGAGCUAUCUGAGUGCAUUGCCUUGUCCAGACAGCGCUUCCAUUCCUUACCCGGCCAAUAAAACCCACUGCAGUGCCAGCCAGGCGCUGGAGAGAGAGACAGAGAGACACACACACACACACAGAGCUUCCUCAGCGCAUCUUUGCUGCAGAGUUCCCUGCAUCCCCUCACUUUGUCCUCACUUUUGGGCGCUGUCCAUGGUUGCAGCACUUGCCUGCUUGACGUCAGCCAGCCGGAGACGCCCGUGCUAUUGGCUGAGGAGCCAGGCCGACCUUUGGAAUUGUGCGCGCAACCCCGCUCCCGCCCCACUCCGCCCCGGGCACCCCUGUCUCUUACUCCCACGUUCCAGGAUAGGGAGAGGAGUUGGCCGGGCAGCGCUGCGCUGAGGGGGGGACACGCGGACAGCCGCAGCAGCAGCCCGGGCAGUCGCAGCUGGAAGGAGCCGCCCCGCUCAGGCCAGAGGCUCUGUGCAUGGAACUUUGCCCUGCCUGCUCGGAUUCCCUAUGACAACAACAUGGAAGAAUUUUUGCAGCGCACCAAAUCCAAGCUGAACCGGAGCAAACGCCUUGGGAAAGUCCAUGUUGUUCUUGGGAAUAAACCAUGUGAUUUGGAUUCUCUCAUUUCUGCAUUAACGUAUGCCUACUUCCUAGACAAGGUCAGUCCCCCGGAUGUUCUAUGCUUGCCCGUGCUGAACAUACCAAGAAGAGAAUUCAGCUACUACCCAGAAACAAGGUUUAUUUUGGAAGAGUUGAAUAUCCCAGAAUCAUUCCAUAUCUUCCAAGAUGAAAUCAAUUUGCAUCAGCUGAAUGAUGAAGGGAAAUUGUCUUUAACGCUUGUUAACAGCAACAUGCUGGCAAGUGAUGAUAGAAGUUUGGAAUCAGCUGUUGUCAAAGUCAUCAAUCCAGAUGAGCGAUGUGAUGCCAACUUGGGGUUACAGGCGUCUUCUUCCUCUUUAGUAGUAAAAGAGAUUCUUCAAGAGGCACCAGAGUUAAUCACUCAGCAACUGGCUCAUCUCCUCAGAGGAAGCAUUCUCUUCAAAUGUAUGUCUAUGGAACCAGAAAGAAUUACAGAACAACAGGAAGAAAUACUGUCAAUUCUAGAAGAAAAAUUUCCAGAGCUGCCUCCUCGAGAGGACAUAAUCUCUGUUUUCCAGGAGACCCCAUUUAAGGCUCAAGGUUUAAAUAUUGAGGAGGCUAUGUUGAAGGAUCUCAAGGAGCUGUCAGAUGGAGAAAUUAAAGUAGCAGUUAGCACGGUGUACAUGACCCUUGAGGAUUGCAUAUUUCACAGGAAUAUCACUGGUGACCUGAAAGCAUUUAUAGAUAAAUAUGGUUUUGAUGUUCUUGUGAUUUUGGCCAACUAUUUAGCAGAGGAUGAGCAGGCUAAGCGGCAGAUAGUGGUGUACUCAGAAAACUUAGAGCUAUGCAAUCAAAUUUGCUGUGAAUUAGAAGAAUGUCAGAAUCCUUGCCUGGAGCUGGAUCCUUUAGAAUGCGGAUGUGACCAAUUCCUCGUUUAUCACCAAGACAAUGCUUUGGUGACUGGUGAUCAAAUUUUUCUAAUAAUUAAAGAAGUUAUUAACAGAAGACAGCCAGAAAUGGUACCAAACAGCAGAACGUCUUCUACUGAAGCUGUUGCUGGGAGUGCUCCACUUUCACAGGGAUCUUCUGGUAUCAUGGAGCUAUAUGGUUCUGACAUAGAACCACAGCCCAGUUCUGUCAACUUUAUAGAAAAUCCUCAAGAUCUCAAUGGAUCUAUCCAAGCCCAUGUUGAUGUUAAUAUAGACCUUGUGAGUCCAGACAGUGGAUUGGCUACCAUUAGAAGCAGCCGGUCUUCCAAGGAGAGCUCAGUUUUUCUCAGUGACGAUAGUCCAGUUGCAGAAGGUGCUCAUCACAGUCUCCUUCCAGGUUUUGAUUCCUAUAGCCCCAUUCCUGAAGGAGCAAUACCAGAAGAACAACAGCCUCAGUCUAGAAACAACAGUGAUAACUUUGAUCUUUUCAGUUUUGAUCUAGCACCUAUGGUUACAAUUCGAUCUGAAUCUUCUUCUCGUUCUGUUGAUUAUUCCCCAGCAGAUGACUUCUUCCUGAAUAGUGAUUCAUCAGAAGGACAACCACCUAUUGUGCAGAAAGAACUUGAUGAGACAAAUCUAUCAGAAAAUGACAUGGCUAAUUAUUCAUCCAAUUUACUAAUGACAACAAAUGAAGAAGACAGUUUAGUAGAAUUUGAUGAUGAAUUUAGGCAAGAAAAUCCUGGAGAUUUGUCUGAAAAAACUUCAAGUUUGACAGAUUUAGUGGAAGAUGAUUCUUCUUCGCCUGAGGUGUUGAAAAAUGUUGAAACAAGAAUUCCCCCAACUCCUAUGAACAGUCUUGUAGAAAGCUCACCAUUAGAUAAUGGACCACCUUUGUUUUUUCCACAAGAUGUAAUUAAAAAAAUUAAUGAAAUAGAUAGUGCAAGCUAUUCUCAGUCACGUGCUAGGUAUGGAAGCUGGUGGGAUGGUUUUGAAUUAGAUUCUAAAAAUGCUGAUGCUUGGAGUUCAAGUGAACAGGAAUCUGUAUUUCAAAGCCCUGAUUCAUGGAAAGAUCGUAAAGCAAGCCCAUUACUUCGGGAGCACUUUGAUAGAAGAGCCUCAGAUUCUGUAUUCCUGCAAAAACAGCCAAGGCAGAUGGAAUACUCAAGAACAGGUCUGUGGGAGAAUCAGUUUAACCCUGUCCGAGAUAAACAUAGCUUAGAGCUGCAGAAGAAAACCACUGAACACUCACACGGGCAAAGUACAUCUUUAGAGGAGACAAAACAACACAUGGAAGCAUUUACUGAUUUGUGGAAGUCCAGUCAGCUGACCCCAGUGAUAUCAGCUCCAUGGUGUAACACUGUAGGUGAAAGUGGACAACUCGAUGCAGAAUCUUACGAUGUUUGGACAGAGUUUGAUCAAGAAGACGGCGCUAAGCCAUCAGAAAAUGUAUGGAGUAUGCUGAAACUGGACACUGAUCAAACUUCUGUGAGGAGUCUUGAAGCCUGGGCCAUGUCCAAAACUAAUCUAUCAUAUUCUUCAGAAAACACUGCAGAAAAUGAGUCUGAAAACCUGAACAAUGAAGUAUCUUCAGAAGCCUGGAACAAAGGGAGGGCUUAUCCAGUGGAAGAAUACAGCACUUUUGAAAAUACAAAGUCCAGUAUUGAUAAUGUGCAGAACAAUUCUAAUCUAGCCAUAGAAAAUCAAAAUGUAUUAGGUGACACUAAAUGUAGACCAAAACAAUUUGAAAAUAUGGAUGUCUGGGAUCUGUAUGAAAAAGACAUAGAGAAAGAAGUACUAGAAACUCUGGUUCCAUGGGAAGAUUCUGUCUUGUCAUAUAGAUGCUCAGACUUUAGCUCAUCAAAUGCCGGUGAAGAUUUAGUUGUUUCUCCACCAGAUACCAAUUAUUCAACAUCUGAUUCAUACAUAUCACCUACAUUUAUAGGGGACGAAAGGGAAAAUGAGGACAAGCAUUUUGACAGAGAAACAAUUUUCGAUGAAGUGAUUAACUCAAAUUCAGAUGAACCUAAAAUAUUGGAGGAAACAGAUAAGGAAUCAUUACCACAACCAUCCAUUAGAAGCAUGCCUUUUCUAAGCUCAGGAAACACAGAAAUGUGGAAUGUGUCUCUUAAUAAUGUCAGUCAGUUAAAAGCAGAAAAUUCUGAAAUUACUGCUCUUCCAAACACUUGUACAGUUUCACGGAAUUCAGAACAAAUAGCUGCUAAGUAUUUUUCAGGUGAUGAGAAUAUCAGUGAAAGUAAUUCUAGUUCUGAGGACACUGGAGUCAUGCAGGUGUAUAAUCAAACAGUCAACCACUUAUCUCAGCCACAUGGUGGACUGAAUACCAGACCAACUGCAGCUGAAAAAAAUGUAGAAAUAUGGAACAGGGUCAUCCUUGAGGAUACACAGUCAUCUACAAGCACUUCAGAGAUGGGUAAUGGUUUCGACUUGAAAGGAAGUGACUUAGAAAAUGAGGUUUCAGUUAAUGGGCAAGUACAAGGAAGCAUUAAUGAAGAUUCAGAAUUGAGAACUCAGCUUUCAGAGCAACAGUUGAAUCUCUGGAGUGUAUACCUUCAGCAGAAUCAUCAGGCAGGAUGGGAGAAUAAUGGUAUCUCUGGUACUUCUCAACAAGGAAUAGAUGAAUAUAAAAGAAUAGAUGAGAUGAGUGGACAGCUAACCAUUAGCAAUGUUUGGAACACAACCAUGCAAGAUAACACAGUGUCACCAUCAGUGUUAUCCAAACUAUCAUGUAUAACAAAUUCAGAAGAAAGUACACCACCAUCCGAAAUUCCUAACUCACCAGAAAAAAUAAGGAACAGUGACAUUUUCAAAGCUUUAGAAACAGAGAAAUCAGAAAUAAAUAUGCCCUUUUCUUGUCCGUCUAACCCUGCCAAUCAGGAACAGAGGAAACGAACUUUGCAGAACAAUGCAGAAUCUUCUGCAACAAGUCACGAGGAAGAAAGACAUUCUGGGCAUUUAGAUUUCUAUAAUCUCCAAAAUUACAGCCAUAGUAAUAUAUCACAGACACUUCCUAGAAAUACUAAUAAGGAAAGUACCGCUACAGAGGGUGCAACAAGUCCCGAGAUGAAAAGUGCCUCUGAAAGUUAUAACAAAGGCGAGGAUGGCCAAGAAAAUCAUUCUCCUACAGUGCCUGAAAAUCUAGAUAGCUGGAAUGACUCUGCGAAGAGUAGCUCUCAAUCAGUUGUAUCAAGUCCUUUGAUAAAUGAAGCACCAGAGGUGUUCAGAGGGGCUCAAGAGAGUUUAUCUGAGGAAGUUCCUAGCAAUUUAGAGAUCUGCAGUUUUGAAUUAGGUUUUUCUGAACUCAGUCCAGAGAUAAGUGAUGCUCAUGAAACACCUUUCAUGAGUGAGAUUCUGCAGACUAAAAUUCAAGUGAAUCCCUCUUCUGAAUCUGCUGAAGUGCCUGGCAUUACAAAUAUAUCUGUGAUGGAUAAUUCAUUAUCACAUGAAAUGGAUUCUGGGGGAAAUGAUGCUUCUGAAGGUUUAGAAUCUGGGAAUAAAAUUCCAGAUGAGGAACAUGUUGACACCACAUCUCAUCAUGAUUUUCCCCAAAUUCUAGGUGUUUGGAAUUCACGCAUGUGUGAAGAUACACAGUCUCCUGGAACAAGUCCUGAGACAAGUGAGGUUCCUGAAAUGACAAACACCAUGAAUAGCCUUCUAGGAGAUACACAAAUCAAAAGUGAUUGUGAAGAGGAUAAUGUAUGGAGUGGUUCAACAAAUGAUUAUACACAGUCCAGUGCCACAAGUCCUGAUAUAAGUGAUGCCUCUGAAAAUGUGCAUGUUUGGGGGAGCAUGCCAGCUACCUGUCAUAGAGAAAGUGAAGACAUUUGGAAUAUCACCAAUGAUGGAUUAGAAAAAGCUCCUGAAAAGGGGGGCUUUGAGAAUAAAAGUCAGGGAGAAUCUGAAGAGAGCAUUGAUCACAAAGUUCCUAAAAAUUUAGAUCUUUGGAAUGCACAUGUAGAUGAUGAUACAGUAUCUUCUUUAUCAAGUCCUGAAGCAAAUGAGGAUUCCAAAAAUUCAGAGGCACCUCAGGCAGUGAUAGAGAUAGAUUCCAACUAUCAAGCAAAUGAGAAUAAAGUUUCUGAAACUAAAGAACACGAUUAUGCACAAUCCAGUGCAGUGAGUUCUGAAGACAGUUUAGAUGCUGAAAUGGAACUGGAGAAAGAGGUUCAGAUGGCCAUCUUAAAUAAAAACUCUGAAAAUGUAAAACCUUGGAAUAUAUCAAAGGAAGAUGAUAUUAUGCACUUAAACACAACUAACAAUGAUACCUGUGAAGCUUUUGAAUAUUUAGAUGGCUGGGAAACAAGUCAGGGAGAAUUUCAAGUGAAUACUUUCCAAGAAAAUCCAGACCAUCCACAUGUUUGGAAUUCAUGUACAAUGGAUUACUAUAUUGCCCCAUCUUCUGCAGCAGGACAUAAAGAAUAUUCUUCAAAGAAUUCAGAAUCAUGGAAUAUAUCAUUGCAAGCUGAUUCUGAAAUAAAUCAAAGGUCCACUGUGGAAACAAAUGACCAUUCAGAAUGGUGGAAUUCAGAAACGCAUAAACACAAGCCAGUAGAAUGGCAAUAUUCUAAUUCAGAUGGUGGUUUAGAAAUUAAUCAAUUGGCAAACAUUAAGCUUGAUGCCUGGGGAGCACCAGUACAAAGUGAAGAACUAAAAGUUGCAUAUCCUGCUUAUCUAGGUAUCCACGCAAAUCAGUCUCCCCCUCUGUACUUUAAGGAAGAGAAAUAUGAAAGUAUAGUGCAUUCCAGGAAUAUUCACAAGAGUCAAAUUGAUCCAGAUAUUGUACAGCAUAAACUGUCUGAUCCACUGGCACUGGCUAAGAAAGAAAGGGAUUUAAAAGAGCAGCCUUUUGUCACAGUUGAUGGAGAUCAAGAUACUUCUAAAAAUGCUUUUCCAGAAAAGUGGCAACCAGAUAUGCCAAACACAUUUGCUCAGGCAAACCUAAUACUUGAUCUUUCAAGAGAUAAUGUGGACGUUCAAAUAAAAACUUCAAAUAAAGAUCUAUUUGUUCAAGAACAAUGGAAUACCGGUGGAACUUUAGAAUUCUGCAGCUCCCCCAAAAAUGCUUUCAUUGCAAAUGACUCAUCCCAAAAACUGAUAGAAAAGUCAAGCCUGAGAUGGAAUGAGUUAGCUGAAGUUCGCCAAAUUACAUGUUCCCCAUAUACUUUACAGGACGAGACUCCAGAAAGUAAUCAGCUAUUCCCAGUAGAUCCUGAUUUGUGGACUGAUACUGAACAGCUUUUCAUUUUGAAAGCUGAUGGUGAAAAUCCUGAUAUAUUAAGUCACUGUGACCAAGACAGUAGUUCACUGGCCUCAAACAGGCCUGAUGUUUGCCAUGAAUAUGAAGCUAAGCAUGCAUCUUCACAAUCUACUGAUGCUUUGGCUGAGGCUGGAGAAGUUACUCAGCUGGUUCUCACGGUGUCCAAUAUAAGCAAAGAAGCAGACUUUGAUUUUAAACAGCAAUUAGUAACUCACAAAGUAGAGACAUAUCCUGAUCGAAAUAGUCCAGAAAAUAAUGAUGGAACACAGGUUGAUCAGCUAAUAUCUCCUAAAGCUCAUGAAGCUUCUGAAUUCAGAAAGGAAAAUAUCUUAAAAAAAUCUGACUUAGAAAAGAAACCAGUUGUUGAAUUAAUGGAUUCAGCAGGCUCCUCUGCUGAAGAUUUGGGAAUGGUUUCCUUGCAUCUUAAAGAUGCUUGCUAUGAAAAUAAUAUUCUUGCAGCUUCAGUGAAGGUAGUUCACUCCCAGAGACAUUUAGUUGCCACUGAUUUCUUUCCCCUUGAUAAUUCGGAAGAAAGCAUAAAAGAUAUGAGUGUCUCAGCUGAAACUGGCCAAAUUCCAGCCAUUGAUCAUACAGCAGUGACUUCCGAUAAAGUAGAAAUAUCAGACAUGUGUGUUGAUGGGAAUGAGACUGGUAUAGAAAAUAGCUCCAACACAUCAAUCACUAACAGCCAGUCAUUAGGUGAAGUGAGCAAACUGACAAUAUUAAACAGUAAAGACAAUGUAGCAGUAGAAAGAGAUGCAACUGACGAACAAACACUCUUCUUAAAAACCUCAUUGGAUGAUAAUGAUAGAGAUGCUGCAGUUUGUCAGCAUGCUGACAAUGUCGUAAAAGAACCUGAACAUUUGCCUGAUAGCCAUAAUCCUUGGUUUAAAGAAUCACCUAAUGAACAGUCACCAGUGGUGUACUCUUCUCCAUCUGAUGUAUCGUUUAAUACAGAAGCCACUGGCAGCAAAGAGAGAGGAAAGGAGAUUUCAUUAAAGCAGCAGUUUUCUGGCAGUGUUUCGGUGGAAAUGCCAUUAUCUCCACUUCCUCCUCAAAAAGAUAAAAUGAACUUUUUAGAGACCAAAGACAGCAUUGCCAAAGAUCAGUCAUUUGACUCAUUUGCAGAGUGCCCCCAGGGAGACCAGGCAUUGGGGUCUUUACCAUUAGAGUCUGAAGUGAUGCCUGAAUCCUCUGAUAUCUUGAAAGGAUUAGAACAUGAAGCACAAAGAAGUAAUACUGAUUCACCAGCAGGUGGAGUCACAGGAUCACCCAAUGAAGCUGCCAGUGACCCCCUCUAUACUGAGGGGAAUGGAAGAAAUUCCACUGAGAGCCCUGAACUGAUAAGUACAGAGAGUAAGGAAGAUAUGAGGACACAGGUGAACAAAGAUCAGACUGCACUAGAGAUGGAUUACAUCCUUGUUACUGCUGAAGAAAAUGGAUCUGUGAAGAAGGAUAUCCUUGAAACAAAGGAAAGUGAUUUUGCAUUUCAAGAAGCUAAUGUGGCUGAACAAACAGAGUCUCAUGAAGCCUUUUCAGCAGGCUUCUCAGAUACAUUUCAGUCAAUCUCCAUAAUAAAUGAAAGUAAAGACCAAUCUUUUUUGACUACUGAAUGGGGUUCUUUUCAUUUAGCAGAGAAAAGUCCUUCUGUUUUGCCUCAAAGACUGGGUGAUGAAAAGAGAUCUCCUGAAAGCCCUGCGCAAGACCACAGUUGGACAGUGCUGGGCAAAAAUGAAGCCAGUGAUAUAUCACCUGAAGAAAUUUCAAGCAGGACAGAAACAAUGGACUCAGGGUCUGGACAUUCUGUCAAAGAACUGGAAGCAGUUUUAGACCAGGAGUUGAUCCAUGACAAACAAUCUGGAGUUCAGCUAAAAAAACCCCCUCACAAAUCAUUUGAACAAGAGAAAUAUUCUCCCUUAGACAGUCUGACGAGGGAGGACAAAAAUUCAAGCAUCGUAAGGACUGAUGCUCUUUUAUUGCAGGUUGUUGGCGGUCAUGGUAUAUGGGAAGUGCAUUCACAGCAGCAUCCUGGAGAUGGCAUGGCAACUGAACAAGAAAUGGAGGAGGAAACAGAGUUUCUCAACAGUGAACGAGAACUAAAUCGAGUUUCAGGAUUGGUACCAGAGGAUGUGGGAAUGGAAAUCCCCUUUGAGGAGGGUGUACUAAGUCCUGAUACUACAGAGAUCAGGCCUGAGCCACCUAAUUCUCUGGAUCUUAAUGGCUCCCACCCCAGAAGAAUAAAGCUCACUGCUCCAAACAUCAACCUUUCUUUGGACCGAAGUGAAGGGUCUGUCCUUUCUGAUGAUAAUCUGGAUACGCCAGAUGAAAUUGACAUCAAUGUAGAUGACCUUGACACACCUGAUGAAGCAGAUUCUUUUGAAUACACUGGAAAUGAAGACCAAGCAGCUGUUAGGGAUGUUUUCCAAGAAGAGUCUGAAUCCAUUCCGGAGUAUACUGCUGAGGAAGAGCGACAAGACAACAGGUUAUGGAGAACGGUAGUGAUUGGAGAACAGGAGCAGAGGAUUGAUAUGAAAGUCAUUGAGCCUUACAAAAAAGUUAUUUCCCAUGGAGGAUACUAUGGUGAUGGUCUAAAUGCCAUCAUUGUGUUUGCUGCAUGUUUCCUGCCAGACAGCAGUCGAGCUGAUUACAACUAUGUCAUGGAAAAUCUUUUCCUAUAUGUAAUAAGUACCUUAGAGCUGAUGGUAGCUGAAGACUAUAUGAUUGUCUACUUGAAUGGAGCAACACCACGAAGAAAGAUGCCUGGAUUUGGCUGGAUGAAAAAAUGUUACCAGAUGAUUGAUCGACGGUUAAGGAAGAAUUUGAAAUCAUUUAUAAUCGUUCACCCUUCUUGGUUUAUCAGAACUAUUCUAGCAGUGACACGACCUUUUAUAAGUUCAAAAUUCAGCAGCAAGAUCCAGUAUGUUGGCACGUUGGCAGAACUCAGUGAGCUGAUUCCAAUGGAAUAUGUACACAUUCCAGAGAGUAUUGUCAAGUAUGAUGAAGAGAAGUGUUUUAAGAGAAGAAUGAGACUGGAUGAAGAGCUGAGGGAAGCAUCAGAAACAGCUAAAACUAGCUGCCUCUCAAAUGAGCCGGAAAUGACUUCUAUGGAGCAGGAACUUGAUGUGACGCUGCGAAAAGAAAAACCAUAACUUCCAGGCACUCGAAGAAGAGCGGUUGUCUGGAUCAGUCUCCCUGACACAGAAGGCCAUGGAGGAAGGGGCAGUUUGGUUCAUUUCUUUUUGGUUUAUGAUUAGCUCCGUGCUGUUCAGAAUUUCUGAAGAAAGCUAAGGGCUCGACCCUGUUGCCACAGAGGCUGCAGGCUUUUGCUCUCACUUUGUUUAUUAUCUUCAGAGGUGUCGUUUGCAGUAAGAACAUUGAUUUAAUUUAGAAUUGUUUUAUGUAACUGUGUAUAUUUUUAAUUUAAAAAUAUCAGAGUUAACCAACAAUGUGCCUCAAGGGUAAUUCAGUGGAACCCUCACAAGAGAGUAGUUACGUUUUGUCUUCAGUAUUUUAACAUUUAUGCCUAGCUUAAUAAAGUGGUAUUAUUACAGUAAACACUCUUAGCUUAGUUUGUUUCACAGAUUAGCUGUAACUCUACUGUUUAAAAUACAUCUAGAGAUAGUUCAUAUUUUUCUCUGAUUGUGUUGAUAGCUCUUGCUGUCUGCGAAACUCUACUUGUUCAGGUUGUGCUACUGAUAACUUUACACAAUCAUUUGCUUGGCCAGAGAGAAGCCUACUUUUUUUGAUAAAUAUAUGAGUCAUUAAAGAGAUUUCUCAGAGAGAAAAUAUCUAAUUGAAAAUGUAAUUUUAGUAAUUGCGUUCAGUGUUUUUAUUUUUUAAUGUCAGGGUUUUUUUUAACAGUGGUCAGUCCUCUAAAUGAUUCUCUCAUGCCCUAACAGUGUUGGCAAUAUUAAAAAAAGCAAACUCGGUAGAUCUAAAACUGUGAUAAUUCAAAAUGGCAUCUUUAGCGCAAGUAAUACAGGCUGAUUAUUCCAUGUUUGUAGUAUGAACGCUGCGGAUUUUCUAAGUGCUAGAUAAAAUAUACAAAUCCAUAGCGUGGUGCCAUGAUCAUUAAAUGCUGAUAUCAAAAUAGUCUGAGAGUAUAUUUUAUAUCAGUAAAAUAAUGAUUGAAAUGCAAUUUGAGUGAUAUAGCAAGAGUACUCACCAGAAAAUAAGCCCCACCGCCCAAAAAUAACAUCUAUGCACAGCUGCUAUACCACAUUCUGGUAUGUAAGACCCUACAGCAUGGCCAUGUGCUAAACAUGGGAAAUACUUGGUGUGGUGGUUGUGGGUAAAUGUUGAUUUUUCUAAUGGUGACCACUGUAUUUGCAUAACUGAAUGCAGGGCCAAUCCCUAGGAUUUAAGGGGCCAUAUGCAGUAUUAUUAAACUGGUACCCCAUGCCUGAUGGCAGCCCGGGCUCGCAUGUGUAUUUUAGAUAAGGGUGGUCUUUUGAAGGAUUUAUUUAAAAAACUGUAUGUCUGAAGAUCCAAGCAUUUAAGGCUAAAGAUGAAUACUCAGAUUGUGCAUCUAAAAAUUGAUCCAAGGAUUUUU
Molecule: messenger RNA, 11359 nt
Organism: Chelonia mydas (Green sea turtle)
Lineage: Eukaryota; Metazoa; Chordata; Testudines; Cheloniidae
Gene: PRUNE2
Product: prune homolog 2 with BCH domain
Exons: 20
Coding region: 543-9956 (3137 amino acids)
Biological process (GO): apoptotic process
Cellular component (GO): cytoplasm
Molecular function (GO): pyrophosphatase activity
Source: RefSeq, a predicted model, not a curated record